Messenger RNA from Elaeis guineensis (African oil palm), 1794 nucleotides. Its product is annotated as mannan endo-1,4-beta-mannosidase 1. NCBI's taxonomy places the organism in Eukaryota, Viridiplantae, Streptophyta, Magnoliopsida, Arecales, Arecaceae. Gene Ontology annotation, molecular function: mannan endo-1,4-beta-mannosidase activity. The record is from RefSeq and is a predicted model, not a curated record. Gene Ontology annotation, biological process: polysaccharide catabolic process.
AGUUGUCGGUCACAUGCAUCACUCCACAGGCCUGUCAAAAGAGCCUGCACACUCUCUGUGCUCAGCCAUAGGUUCUCUGCGCACCUGAGACAGAAAAAAGAAACACCAUUAAUUCCUCUGAGGUUUCCUUUUCCUGCAUUCCUUCUGGAAAACCCACCCGAAUAGAGGAAGAAGAUGAAGAAACUAAGCCUUUUAGCAGUGUUCUUGGUCUUCUUGUUGACCCCACAGCAUCGUGUGGAGGCUCAGGGGGGUUUCAUUAGGACAAGUGGGCUGCAUUUUGUUCUGAAUGGGAGCCCAUUCUUUGCCAAUGGCUUCAAUGCCUACUGGCUCACCUGCGUGGCCUCCGAUCCUUCUCAGAGGUACAAGAUCUCCAAUGCCUUCAUGGAAGCCUCGAGCCGUGGGCUCUCCGUGGCCAGGACUUGGGCCUUCAAUGAUGGGGGGAGCACAGCUUUGCAGUACUCCCCUGGUUCUUACAAUGAACAGAUGUUCAAGGGGUUGGAUUUCGUAGUAUCUGAGGCCGGAAAGUACAACAUCAGGCUUAUAUUGAGCUUGGUGAACAACUAUGAUAGCUUUGGAGGGAAGAAGCAGUAUGUGCAGUGGGCCAGGAAUCAAGGACAGAACAUUGCAUCAGAUGAUGAAUUCUUCACCAACCCUGUGGUUAAAGGAUUUUACAAAAAUCAUGUCCAGACUGUGCUCACAAGAGUUAACACCAUCACUGGAGUUGCUUACAAGAAUGACCCAACAAUCUUUGCAUGGGAGCUUAUGAAUGAGCCCAGAUGCCAAUCAGAUCCAUCAGGAAGUACCAUUCAGGCAUGGAUCACAGAGAUGGCUGCCUUUCUGAAAUCCAUAGACAGUAGUCACUUGCUGGAAGCUGGUCUCGAGGGAUUCUAUGGAACAUCAUCAGCAGAGAAGCAAUUCAAUCCAGGCUUUCAAGUGGGAACAGAUUUCAUAUCCAACAAUCAGAUUCCUGGAAUUGAUUUUGCCACCAUUCAUUCCUAUCCCGAUCAAUGGUUGUCUGAUACAAAUGAUCAAGCACAACUUGCUUUCCUGAACAAAUGGCUUGACUCCCACAUCCAAGAUGCACGCAAUGUCCUCCGAAAACCAUUGCUCCUAACCGAGUUUGGAAAAUCCUGGAAAGAUCCUGGCUACAGCAGCUCCCAAAGGGAUGCAUUGUUCAACACAGUGUAUUCUAAAAUCUAUUGGUCAGCAAGAACUGGGGGUGCGACUGCAGGUGGCCUUUUCUGGCAGCUCCUGACUGAAGGGAUGGACUCAUAUAGAGAUGGAUAUGAAGUUAUUCUAAAUGAAGCACCUUCUACAAGCAACAUGAUCACUGCCUACUGCCACAGGCUUCGCUACUUGGGGAAGCUGUAUGCUAGAAUGCGAAACAUUGAGAAAAUACAGGAGGCUGAGGCCAUCAGAAAGCAGCAGUGGCAGAAUGAAAACAAGGGAAAGAAUAUAGGAAAUUAAGCUAGCUAAUAGUUUCACAGGGUGCAGAUAUUUUGACAUGAUACCUAGAUGAAUGAAAGCUUAAGUUUAUUAUUUCUUUGAGAUGAUUUUCCUUCAUCCAAGGAAUGGCUUUGCUGAAUCGAAGGCAAAGAAAACUUGCAGGCUGGAAGGCAAAGAAUAUCUGCAGGCACUGGAAUGUAGUAUUAUUGUUGUCUUUUAUAAGUGAUCAACUAAGUAUUUCUCGUUUAAACUGUUGAUCAAUGUGCAAUCACACAGAUCUCCAAGUGAUGACGAUAGAAUAAAUUUUUCCAUCCAUAAUUGAAAGAAUAAAAGAGUUUUUCCUGCUAA